This is a messenger RNA of Rubroshorea leprosula, 1885 nucleotides long. NCBI's taxonomy places the organism in Eukaryota, Viridiplantae, Streptophyta, Magnoliopsida, Malvales, Dipterocarpaceae. The record is from the annotation of a GenBank genome assembly.
UCAUCACUCUCCCUUUACAGUUGAACCCAUUUUUCUCUCCAUUCCUUCGUCUUCAAGGGUGUCUCAGAUUCGCCAUUGAAGCACUGUCUUCAAGCUUCCCUGUUCUCGCAUUUCCACCCAUUUUUCAAGCACUGUCUUCAACCCAUUUUUCUUUUUCAACUAAACUGAUUUAGGCUGCGGAAGCAAACACUUUGUUGAACAGGUCUCAUGGCUAUUGAGCAAUACUUUGAAGAAGCUGUAUCUCAUAACGAUUUAAGUGGAGGACACAAAAAUUCCCCUGAAAAGUGGAAAUCUGCAUCGGAUUCAAUAACAGGUUCUAAUGACAAUCCCCCCAGAGGUUUUGACUGCAACAUCUGCCUAGACUCCGUGCAGGAUCCGGUAGUCACACUCUGUGGUCACUUAUAUUGCUGGCCCUGCAUAUACAAAUGGCUUCAUUUCGGGAGCAUGUCUUCAGGAAGUCAAGAUCAGAAACAACAGCAGUGUCCCGUAUGUAAAGCUGAAGUUUCUCAGGCCUCUCUCAUUCCACUUUAUGGCCCGGGUCUAAACAAAAAGCAUCCCAAAAGCAAGGCUCCCCACCUUGGUAAAGUCAUUCCAAAGAGACCUCUUGGCCCUGCCUGUGGAGUUGACGCACCAAGGUCACAUAGCAGUCCACACUUUUCCCCACAAUUUCAUCAUCGUCACGGUUCACAUCAAUCGCAUAUGUAUUACUCUCAACAGGGCAGUUAUCCGGCUACACCCAUGCUUAGUCUAGGCAGCACAACGGGAAACUUAUUUGAUCCAGUCAUUGGAAUGUUUGGAGAAAUGAUCUAUUCAAGGAUAUUCGGGAACUCGAUAACAAACAUUUAUACUUAUCCAAAUACAUACGAUCUUGUGGGAAACACAAAUCCCAGGAUCAGAAGGCACUUGAUGCAAGCUGACAAGUCACUCAGCAGAAUAAGUUUUUUCCUUCUCUGUUGCUUACUUCUAUGCCUUCUUUUGUUCUGACCAUCAACUCCACUCCUUCCUUGCCCCAUUGUUUACAUUCAAAUGAUAUUGAGAUUCAGCCGGAUGUAUCAGAUGGUUACGAGAAGCUGCAUUCCCUGAGCUGAGCUGUAAUACUUGAAAAAUGCAAAUCAAUCAAUGAAGAAGCUUUCAAGACAGAUCAUUGUCUGUUUUAAGUUGAAUAAUCUCUGCCUUGAUGCCUCCAGAGAAGACGUAGGGAAAUCAUCAGAACUCAGAAGGGGUCACUGCCUGAUUUGCCUCUCUAGUCCAACGUUGUUACUGCAUCUGCUCAUUGUUCCUGACCUUUCUAAAGAUGGGCAACUGUGCUGUGCAUUGUUCAAAAAAUCAAAAGAUACACAUAAAUUUUGCAUUCGCAUCACCACUUGUAAAUGUGUCUUAGUUUAAAGCAGUUCAUUUUUUUGGGUCAUUGUCUAGGACAUGCAGAUUUUGAUGGCUUAUAAUGGCAAAGCAGUUUGGUUGUUGGAGAUCUUUGGCAUGCUGUCGCAGAUCUCCAACAUGCUGUGAAGGACAUUUUAUACUAUAAAUAUAUAUGAAGAUGAAGUCAAGCAACCUAGGCCUACCCCUUUCAAAAUAGCUUACCUGUAUUUAUCUUUCAAUGCUCAAACACAUGUCAAUCCUCAAGCUUUCUUAGUUUAGUUUCUAGCUAGACACUUCUUUACAGGCUCCACAGAAGCUUGCCCUUCUCAAACUAGUCCAGUGCUAUCUUUCUUUUCAGUUUUACAAAGCUUUUGUAGUCAAUGUAUUUGGUUACGCUCUCUCAAGUAGUGCCUAGCUCUACAUUGCCAAGCCCUAGUUAUUUAUUUUUAUUUUGAUUCAAACAUCGUCAUUGAUGUAUUUUGUUUCUUGCCAUUCAUCAAAGCUUUAGUAAAGUCCUCUUUAGAUC